UUCAGGUUCGAUUGCAAAUAAUUGGUUGGGUCGGAAAGGCACAGCAGCAGCAGCAAACUAAAGGAUAUUUACACAUGUCCUCGAAAGGCAAACUUUAAUCAAUCAACUUUUAUUUUGGGGAGUUGCUCAACAAAUCAAACAACAACCCUGUUGGCUACAAUUGUCCCAAGAAAAUAGAAACAAAAACAUCAAAUCUCCAUUCUAUGCUUUACAUCAAUUAAAAGUUCGCAAAUAAUUUCCUUGUUCGGUAAGCAAUAAUGACGGUUAAUGAAACAGCACCGCAUUAUUGCGGCGAAGAGUUAAAUAACUUUCACACAAGCUACAAAAAUGUCCAUGGCUAUAUGUCGUUGAUUGUCUGCAUAUUGGGCACCACAGCCAACACCCUCAACAUCAUUGUGCUAUCACGGCGAGAGAUGCGAUCGCCCACAAAUGCCAUACUCACCGGGCUGGCUGUGGCCGAUUUGGCCGUAAUGCUCGAGUACAUACCGUACACGAUGCACGAGUUCAUACUCUGGGAGCACUUGUCGCACGAACAAAAACUUAGCUAUUCCUGGGCCUGUUUCAUAAAGUUCCACUCCAUAUUUACGCAAGUGUUGCACACCAUAUCCAUAUGGCUGACCGUGACAUUGGCCGUGUGGCGAUACAUAGCAGUCGGCUAUCCCCAAAAAAAUCGUCAAUGGUGUGGCAUGAGGACGACCAUCAUAACGAUAACGUCGGCGUAUGUCGUGUGUGUGCUGGUCGUAUCGCCCUCCAUGUAUUUGGUAACCUCCAUAGUUGAGUUUCGAGACACCAUAAAUGCCAAAGGCAAGGUUAUAAGUUAUGCACCCCUAACACAGUACGUGAUUGAUUACCAUCAAAUGGAUGCAUCGUCGUCGUCGUCGUCAUCUCUGAAAAAACCAGAUGAUGCAGCUAGCUUGGAAACUGGUCAGUCGUACCAACAACAAGACAUGCAAUUUAACAAUAGUUCGGCUGCCGACAUUCUUCUGAAUAUGAUGAAUUCAUCCUAUUUGGCAACAACAGAUGCAACCAGUACCACAACAACAAUGACGACGACGACAACAACAACACCCUACAACAUUACCGGCACACCAGUCGUAAAUGAUGGCUCUCGUGACGUAAUUGCCUAUCGUCUGUACCACAGUGAGCUGGCAUUACAUAACAAAUCGCUGCAGUACACAACGUUUCUCAUCUACAGCGUUCUCAUAAAACUGAUACCCAGCAUUGCCCUCACCAUACUCUCGAUACGACUGAUUAUGGCCCUACUGGAGGCCAAAAGACGUCGCAAAAUGCUUACGAGCAAUGCUGCCAAUGGCAUGAAGCCCAUAAUCAAUGGCAAGUUGGCUGGAGGUGAGGCCUCGCAACCGACUCCGACGCAGCCGAAACCACGUAAAAAUAGCAAAACACUGGAAAAGGAAAAACAGACAGAUCGAACGACACGCAUGCUGUUGGCUGUGCUAUUACUUUUUCUAAUUACCGAAUUUCCACAGGGCAUAUUGGGUCUGCUGAACACCAUACUGGGCAAUGACUUCUAUCUGCAGUGCUAUUUGAAGCUGAGUGACAUCAUGGACAUUAUGGCACUCAUCAACUCCAGCAUAAACUUCAUUCUUUACUGUUCCAUGAGUCGACAAUUUCGUACAACAUUCACGCUACUCUUUCGUCCUAAAUUUCUCGACAGAUGGCUGCCAGUCGCCCAAGAUGAGGAGACAAUGGCUAGCAACAAUCGGCCAGGUCGCCAGGGCAAUCGUGGCGGUCAAGGACCCGCAACGAAUGGUAUUCGACGUGAUGAAGUUAGCAAAAGUUGUGUGAUAGAACAAAAUCAAAUGACAACAACACAGGUGACAAAUGUGUAGC
Musca domestica (house fly) is the source of this 1851-nucleotide messenger RNA. RefSeq names its product G-protein coupled receptor dmsr-1-like. The record is from RefSeq and is a predicted model, not a curated record. The coding region runs from base 258 to 1850 and encodes 530 amino acids. The transcript has 4 exons. Lineage: Eukaryota; Metazoa; Arthropoda; Insecta; Diptera; Muscidae. Gene Ontology annotation, molecular function: G protein-coupled peptide receptor activity. Gene Ontology annotation, cellular component: membrane. Gene Ontology annotation, biological process: G protein-coupled receptor signaling pathway.